CCUUGUUUUGUUUUGUUUGUUUUGUUUUGUUUUGUUUUUGUUUUUCAAAAUUUCUCAAAUCUUCAUCAUUGAAAUCUUCAGGUUUUUUUCUCUCGAAAACUUCUUCGAAAACUUUGGCCCAAAAAAUGUCAUCGUCAUCAGAAUCAUCAUCAUCGUCAUCAUCAGAAUCAUCGAAAUCAUCAUCAUCGUCAAAUACUGAUGAUUGUUUAUUGAAUUAUGAAAAUUGUUCAACGAUCAUAAUUCGACCAUCUGAACGUGGAAAUGAAGUGUUAACAAUUCCAAUGCCAACGCCAACACCGACAACAACAACCACGAUGACAACGAAACCGACAAUGAUGAUGAAAAUGGAUAGUGAGGAUCUACCAUCAUCAACAAAGAAUAAUAAUAAUGACUUUUCAUGUGGAAUAUUCAAUUGGCAUCCACAUUGUUUACAACGUUUUGCAAAUAAAAAAUGUUUUCUUACAUUAUUCUGUUUAACAUCAAUAUUACAGGGUGUUUAUUAUACAUAUUUUGUUAGUGUUUUAACAACAAUUGAAAAAUUAUAUCAAAUACAAAGUCGUACAAUCGGUAUGGUAAUGAGUUCAACCGAAAUCGGUCAGAUUAGUGGUGCAUUAUUAUUAACAUAUUAUGGUGGUCAAGGACAUCGACCAAGAUGGAUUGCAACCGGAAUGUUAAUGUUCGCUUGUGCUGCAUUAUUAUGUUCAACACCACAUUAUUUGUUUGGUAGUCAACAAUCAAAAAAUAUGAUUACCGUUGAUGAUAAUGAUGAUGGUACUACUUCGAUAUCAUUAUCAUCCGUAACCAUACCAAUGUGUAUGAUUAAUUCAUCGAUAACAAUUGAUCAAAUGGAAAUUUGUUCAGAAAAAUCCGAUUCUAUUCAACAACAUAGUCGUAUGAUAAAUUUUAUAUUAGCCAUAUUUUUUAUGAGUUUAUUGAUGAUUGGUUUGGGAACAACAGCUGUCAAUACAUUAGGAAUACCAUAUAUUGAUGAUAAUGUUGCACCAAAAGAAUCACCAUUAUAUUUUGGUAUUACUAUCGGGGUGAGGAUUUUUGGUCCGGUUUGUGGAUUUCUUCUCGGAUCAGUUUGUACUGGGAUUCCGGUACAAUUUCCAUUUGGUACUUCGGAUUUACAACCAAAUGAUCCAAAUUGGAUUGGUGCUUGGUGGCUUGGUUUAUUUUUAGUCGGUGUAUCAUUAUUAUUAGCAUCUAUACCGAUGAUGAUUUUUCCACGUCGUUUACCACAACCAGAUCCAAGUUCUUAUUGUCAUCAACAACAACAACAACAACAACAGCAAAUUGAACAACAACAACAACAAAUUGAACAAGAAAAUCUUCUUAAAUCACAAAAAAUCACUGAUCAAAAAGAUGUAGAGCAUGUUACGCAAAGUGAAUCAAUCACUUACUACAAUAAUCUACAAUCCACAGAUAAUGAUAAUUCCAAAUCAAUUUGUGGUGGUGGUAGUGGUGGUGAUAGUGGAUUUUCACAAGCAUUAAAACGUUUACUUACAAAUAAAAUAUUACUUUGUCGAACGGCUAGUUCGGUAUUACAUAUUCUACCAAUAUCUGGUCUUUAUACAUUUUUGCCAAAAUAUCUAGAAAGUCAAUAUCAAUUAAUAGCAGGUGAUGCUAAUAUAAUUGCCGGUCUAGCCGGUAUUUUGGUUAUGGGAUUUGGUGUAUUUGCAAGCGGUACAUUUAUGCGUCGUUUUAAUCCAAGUGCACAAUCAGUUGCAAAAUGGAUUGCAUUUGCUGCAAUAUCACAUGUUAUCGGUAUGAUUAUUCUAAUGUUUCUUGGUUGUCCACCAAAUCAAUUUGCUGGUAUUAAACAACAGGAUUCAAUGACUGGCCGUAAUUAUUUUGUUGGAAUUGAUCAAAAAAAUCUUACCUGUUCAUUUGAUUGUAAUUGUCCACAAGGUAGAUUUGAACCAAUAUGUGGUACAAAUGGUAUUACAUAUUUAUCACCUUGUUUGGCUGGUUGUUCAUCAAUUCAUAUCAAUAAUACCGAGAAAUUCUAUACCAACUGUAAAUGUGAUCAUCAUCAUCCUGAUUCCAGUGAUAAUAUUAUAAUAAGAAAAAAGAUAAUAGCAAAACCAGGAAUAUGUCCAUCAAAGUGCAAUACAUUAACAUUAUAUGUUAUAAUAUUUUCAUUAUCAGCACUAAUAAUAUCUACCUCUGAAGUUGGUGCAAUGUUAUUAACAUUACGUUGUGUUGAACCAAGAGAUAAAGCAAUGGCAUUAGGUUUUAUUUCAUUUGCUACCGGAUUGUUUGGCAAUGUACCAUGUCCAAUAUUAUAUGGAACAGUUAUUGAUUCAACAUGUUUAUUUUGGGAAGAAAAUUGUGGUAAAUUAGGUGCAUGUCGUCUAUAUAAUCAAACAAAUUUCCGUCAAUUAUUUCAUGGUUUAACAGCAUUAUUAAUGUUUUUGGGAUUUUGUAUUGAUCUCAUUGUUUGUUAUAAAGCAUCAGCCAUACGAUUUCAUGAUGAUAAUAAUGAUAAUAAUGAUGAUGAUGAUGAUAAUAAUAAAAAUGAAUAUCAAAUCAAUAAUGAUGAUGAUUUAAAUGAACUAAAAAUCGUUCAACAUCAUCAACAACAACCGUAAACAACAACAACAACAAAAACCAGAAGCCAAUUUUUUAAUCAUCUUUAUCCAUGCAUCCAUCAUUGUUUAGUUUAUUUUUACUU
Molecule: messenger RNA, 2677 nt
Organism: Dermatophagoides pteronyssinus (European house dust mite)
Lineage: Eukaryota; Metazoa; Arthropoda; Arachnida; Sarcoptiformes; Pyroglyphidae
Product: solute carrier organic anion transporter family member 74D-like
Biological process (GO): transmembrane transport; sodium-independent organic anion transport
Cellular component (GO): basolateral plasma membrane
Molecular function (GO): protein binding
Source: RefSeq, a predicted model, not a curated record